UCUCUCUCUCUCUCUCUCUCUCUCUCCCUCUACAACUCCGGGGGAUUACAUUUCGGGUCUUUUUAAAUUCGCACUCUAAAUUUUCGUUCUUCAAGCUAAAAGAAAAAAUUUCAUUUCCAUUUCAAUUUCAAUUUUCUAGACGUUACUUUCUCUCUCUAGAAUAUAAAAACUGCUUUUAAAGCUCUCUCUCUCUCUCUCUCUCUGUGUUUCUGUCUGUCUUUGUGUGAUUUCUUUUUCCUCGAUCUCAUCGAUGAAAAUGGAAGAAGCUUUAUUAGGUAUUGGCUCUCUAAGAUCUUGUUCGUCUUCUUGCUGUGCGUUUGCUGGUUUGGCGGUGGUGGAGGCUGCUGCUUCGGCUUUCGUUCUUUUUGCUUUGUAUUGAUGACUCACUGACUCACUCUUAUGCAUUUGCUAAUUACUUUACUCCGUUUUAGAUCUCGAGCUGAUCUUCGCCUCAGAUACUGAAUAUCGGCUUUCGGUGCGUGUUUCGUAGCAAGUUUUGCCAAUCGAUUUAUUUUUAGCUUUACUAAUUGAAGCAUGUGCGGUGGUCCAGAGCGUUCAAAAACUACUACAACAUCAUCUACCGUAGAAACUGUUUCUAACACCAAAGACAUGAGUAGCCUAGCUGUCAAAACUGAAGAUUCGUUUUCCAGCAUACUUGAACUUGCUUCUAACAAUGAUGCUGAAGGCUUUAAGCGCUUGAUUGAUCAAAAUUCUUCUUCGAUCAAUGAGAUUGGACUUUGGUAUAGCAGGCCGAAAGGCUCAAAGCAUAUUGUUCCCGAGCAUAGAACUCCUUUGAUGGUUGCUGCUACCUAUGGUAAUAUGGAUGUGCUAAAGCUUAUACUCUCCUGUCCUGAGGCCGACGUAAAUUUCUCUUGUGGUCUUGAUAAAAGUACUGCUCUUCACUGUGCUGCCUCUGGUGGAUCUGUUAAUGCAGUUGAUGUUGUUAAGCUGCUUUUAUCUGCUGGUGCUGACCAAAAUUUCAUGGAUGCUAAUGGUGAUCGCCCUGUCGAUGUCAUUGUUGUUCAUCCUAAGCUGCUGAACAUGAGGGCUAUACUUGAGGAACUUCUGUCAAAUGAUGCUUCUGAUGGCUAUGUUGGUGAGCAUAGUACGCAUAUGUCCAUUAAUUCUUCAAAUUCUGACUCAUCAAAUUUAUCCUCUUCACCAGACAAUGAUUUCCAGUCUCCUGAGUUAUCUUCUUCUCCAGUGGCAUCAAAUAUUACUGGUCUUCCUGUUAUUUCUACAUCGGAGAAGAAAGAAUACCCAUUUGAUCCAUCUCUCCCUGACAUUAAGAAUAGCAUAUAUGCUACAGAUGAGUUUCGCAUGUUCUCGUUCAAGGUUAGACCAUGUUCACGAGCCUAUUCCCAUGAUUGGACUGAGUGCCCUUUUGUUCACCCUGGGGAGAAUGCUCGAAGAAGAGACCCACGGAAGUUCCAUUACAGCUGUGUGCCCUGCCCUGAUUUUCGCAAGGGGGCUUGUAGGCGUGGUGAUUUGUGCGAAUAUGCUCAUGGGGUGUUUGAGUGCUGGCUCCAUCCAGCCCAAUACCGGACUCGUCUUUGUAAAGAUGGUACUAGCUGUAAUAGACGCGUGUGUUUUUUCGCCCAUACCACUGAGGAGCUCCGACCGCUGUAUGUCUCCACUGGAUCAGCUGUCCCUUCACCACGUGCAGCUGCAUCUGGUCCAAAUGUCAUGGACAUGGCUGCUGCUUUGAGCCUUUUGCCUGGUUCCCCUUCAUCUGCCUCUGCAAUGUCUCCUUCACCUUUCACUCAGCCUAUGUCUCCAUCUGUAAAUGGCAUGUCUAACUCAUCAGUGGCUUGGCCCCAGCCUAAUGUGCCAACACUUCAUCUCCCUGGAAGCAGCCUCCAAUCAAGUCGCUUGAGAACUUCACUUAGUGCACGGGACAUUCCACCUGAGGAUUUAAAUAUGUUGCUUGAUCUUGAUGCCCAGCACCAGCUCUUAAAUGAUAUGAACUCUUUUGCACAGUCCCGUCAAAGUUCUGCAUCAGUGAGUCGCUCUGGGCGGACUAAAACACUAACUCCCUCAAACCUUGAGGAAUUAUUUUCUGCUGAGGUCUCUCUGUCUCCUCGAUAUUCUGACCCUGCUGGAGCUUCUGUUUUUUCUCCUCGGCAAAAGUCAGCUGUGCUCAAUCAAUUCCAACAGCAGCAGAGCAUGCUAUCACCUAUCAAUACGACUGUUAUGUCGCCAAAGAGUGUUGACCAUCAUCUUUUACAGGCUUCAUUUGGUGUUCAAUCUCCUGGAAGGAUGUCUCCAAGAAGUGUGGAGCCCAUCUCCCCGAUGAGCUCUCGGCUUUCAGCAUUUGCCCAGCGUGAGAGGCAGCAGCAGCAACUACGAAGCCUCAGCUCGAGGGAUGUUGGAUCUAACAUCCCUUCCUCUGUUGUUGGCUCUCCUGUAAAGUCUUGGUCCAAAUGGGGAUCUCCAAAUGGAAAAUUGGAUUGGUCUGUUAAUGGGGAAGAUAUGAAUCAUUCGCGAAAAUCAUCUCCAUGUGAGCUUGAAAACAAUGGGGAAGAACCUGACUUGUCAUGGGUCCAAUCUCUAGUAAAGGAAUCUCCACCAGAGAUGAUGAAAGAUAAGUUGGCAUUUCCGGUUUCUGGUGGUGCAGCAUCCGGUGAGGUUCCAAAUUCCAAUUCCCAAAUUGAAUCGGUUGAUCAUUCAGUUUUUGGUGCAUGGAUUGAGCAGAUGCAGCUUGAUCAACUCGUAGUAUAGUAAAAAUGAAUUCAUUUCUCUUGGAGAUAGGUAUUUAAGUUCAGAAGGUGCAUAUAUAUUCUUUUUGUUUGCGGGCUUCAUUGCAGGACAGCAAAGGUGACAAAAUGGAAGAGGUAACAGUAGGUAAAAUUGGAAGGAGCUGAUUAAGGAUGGCUCAAAUCUUUCAGAAGAUAAUUCAAAAUUUUUUGUUUUUACGAUUUAUUCUUUUCAGCGGAAAUCUGAAAAAGGAGGAAGAAGCUUUAUCUGGGCUAGUAUUAAGAGAAUCCAGUCUGGACGGGUUUUUUUCUUCUAAAUUUCUGUUUUCUAGCAAUUUUUUUUUUUUUUAAAUUUCUAUUAUCUUAAUAUUUCAUCUUCAAAGAAACUACCAAGUUUGUCUACCAAUAGCUUUGUAUCGUCAUGUCCCCGUUUUCUUCAAUGUUUUUCAAUAUUUUUUUCUGUAAUUCUGAAUAGACAAGAAAGAAUAUUGGUUAAGGAGGAGAUUAUUUCUUUUUGAAGGAGUUAUUCUUCUGGAAAUGUGACACAUUGUUGAGGAGCUGAAGUGUUCCUUUGUGUAAAACUGAAUUAAAGUUAUUUUAUUGAUAUCGAUACCUUUAUUUUUUUGUUAA
Messenger RNA from Ziziphus jujuba (common jujube), 3326 nucleotides. Its product is annotated as zinc finger CCCH domain-containing protein 30. NCBI's taxonomy places the organism in Eukaryota, Viridiplantae, Streptophyta, Magnoliopsida, Rosales, Rhamnaceae. Bases 535 to 2721 code for a protein of 728 amino acids. The record is from RefSeq and is a predicted model, not a curated record. Gene Ontology annotation, molecular function: metal ion binding; protein binding. The transcript has 3 exons.